Messenger RNA from Aspergillus fijiensis CBS 313.89, 3123 nucleotides. RefSeq names its product putative NRPS-like enzyme. Lineage: Eukaryota; Fungi; Ascomycota; Eurotiomycetes; Eurotiales; Aspergillaceae. The coding region runs from base 1 to 3123 and encodes 1040 amino acids. The transcript is spliced from 4 exons. The record is from RefSeq and is a predicted model, not a curated record.
AUGGACAGCGUGACAGAGGCCCGACAGCUGGGUGAACUCCCACCCAGCCCGCCUCACGAGAAAGAGAUCUCUCCUCAGACGAUUAACGACGUGCUGUUGCGACUGAUCCAGGAUGCCCCAGACCUACCACUGGUAGGGUACCCGGAAAGCUCUCAUGGGGUCAGCGACUAUGUAUACUACUCUGCUCGCCAGCUGGAUCGCUUCGCCAACGGCGCAAUCGAGCAAUUGAAGAAGGCUGGACUUGAGAAGUUCUCGCACCCGACGGAGAACCGAGUUGUCGCGAUUCUCGGCGCCUCUAAUCUCGACUACAUUGUCUCCCUGUUCGCACUGACCCGAUUGGGAUACGCCGUCUUGCUGCUCUCGACCCGACUCAGCACGGAAGCUUAUGUGAAUCUCCUCGCAGCCACCAAGUGUACUCAACUCCUCUACUCCGGGUCAACCACAAAGGCUGUGAACAAGCUCGAGUCUACCACAUCCCUUACUAGUUACAAGAUCCCGGACCAUGCCGCCUACUCAGCCAGCACCCUCAGCUCGUCUCUACAGCUGACCGACAACAGCCACUUGAGUCAGAAAUGGGCGUUCAUCAUCCAUUCAUCCGGGUCUACGGGCCUUCCCAAGCCAAUCUUCCAGACCCAUGGGGCGUGCAUUGCCAACUACAGCACCAGCAAGGGAUACCGGGCCUUGCUAACCCUGCCGUUGUACCACAACCACGGCCUUUCGACCUUCUUCCGAUCGCUGUUCAAGCGCAAGCCGGUUGCGAUCUACAACGCCAACUUGCCCUUAACAGGCAAUCAUGUCCUCGAGACGAUGCGGGUGACAACCCCAGAAAGCUUCCAUGGCGUGCCGUAUGUGCUCAAACUGCUGAGUGAAGUCGAGGGCGGUGUUGCGGCCUUAGCGCAGUGCCAGCAGGUUCUCUUUGGUGGGAGCAGCUGUCCCGAUGAUCUGGGAGAUCUUCUCGUCGAGCAAGGAGUGCGGCUGAUCAGUCACUACGGCGCAACCGAACUUGGUCAACUCAUGACCUCCGAACGACCCCCGGAAGACAAGGCAUGGAAUUACGUCCGACCCCUCCCCAAGGUGGCUCCUUUUGUGAAGAUGGACCUGCUGGAGGAUGGCUCGUACGAGUGCGUCGUGCUCGAUGGUCUACCGGCCAAGGUCAGCUCGAACUCAGACGACCCCCCAAACUCCUUCCACACUCGCGAUACGUUCCUGAAACACCCGUCCAUCCCCAAUGCGUGGAAGUACUUGGGUCGACUGGACGAUCGCAUCACGCUCGUCAACGGCGAGAAGGUGCUUCCCGUGCCCAUCGAGCACCGCAUCCGCCAAAAUCGCUAUGUCCAGGACAAUCUCGUGUACGGCGUCGGGCGUCCGCUCCCGGGCCUGCUUGUCGUACCCAGCGUCGAGUGUCAAAAGAUGACAAAGGCAGAGAUCCUCGAACAGAUCUGGCCGGACAUUGCCGCAGCCAACGCAAAUGCAGAGGCCUUCAGUCAGAUCUCCCGCGACAUGGUUAUCGUCUUGGACCCCGGCUGUUCAUAUCCCGCCACCGACAAAGGGACCAUGAUCCGCAACCGGUGCUACCUCGAAUUCAAUGAUCAGAUCGAGGAGAAGUACCGGAAGCUCCAGGAAGGUGGCUCGACCGCCGCGGCAAGUCGCCGCGUCUUCGAUAACGUACAGGAGCUGGAGCAGUUCCUGCUGUCCUUAUUCCGGGACGAGCUAGGAUUCACGGAGAUCGAUCUGGACACGGACUUCUACGAAGCAGGUGUGGACAGUCUUCAGGCCAUCAAGGCACGCGGUGUUAUUCAGAAUCAAGUGGACAUCGGGUCCGCUCAGCUGGGUCAUAACGUGAUUUACGACUGCGCCAACAUUCGCAAACUGGCUGCUCAUCUCGACGCGGUCCGCACCGGGCAAGAGAGCAGCGCUGAAGACGAGCUGAGUGUCAUGGCCCGACUGAUCGAUAAAUAUUCGACUUUCGUGAGCAGACCCACUGCCGAAGAGACGGUUCUUCUUACCGGCACCACUGGCUCAUUGGGCGUUUACAUCCUCUCACGCCUCAUGCAGAACCCGUCCGUUAAGCAGAUCUACUGCCUUGUGCGGGCGAGCAGCCCCUCCGACGCGCUCGACCGCGUGCUCACGAGCCUGUCCACCCGAUCGCUGCCGAUGGUUAAUGUGUCCAAGAUCAUUGCCCUGCCAUCGCAGUUUGGCCGCGAGAAUCUUGGCCUGCCAGUCGCGGUAUUGGACGACCUGCGCCAGUCGCUCACCAAGGUCAUCCACGCUGCGUGGGCCGUCAACUUCACCCUGGGCGUGCAGAGCUUCGAGCAACAACACAUCCGCGGCGUCCACAACCUGAUCAACCUGUGCCUCUCCAGCACGCGCACCUCCCCCGCGGAAUUCUACUUCUGCUCGUCGAUCUCCGCCGCCGCCGGCACGCCUCUGCCGGCGACCAUCGCCGAGGGCCCGAUCCCGGAGCUAGCGCACGCACAGAACAUGGGGUACGCGCGCUCCAAGCUCGUGGCGGAGCGCAUCAUCCAAGCGGCGGCCGAAACGACGGGAAUGGUCGCCAAGGUCCUCCGCGUGGGCCAGAUCGUCGGCGACACGGUGACGGGCAAGUGGAACCGCACCGAAGCCAUCCCGCUGAUGCUGCAGACCGCACACACCCUCAAAGCUCUGCCGGCGCUCGACGAGACCCCGUCCUGGCUGCCUGUCGACGUGGUGGCCGAUGCAGUGCUUGAACUCAGCGGCAUUGCCACCGCCGAUUCCUCCACCUUAGCAAUGAUCUCCCGCCAUGACCCAAGCGUCGUCUACCAUGUGCAGAACUCCAGGACCUUCCGCUGGACGGAGGACCUGCUCCCCGCGCUGCAGCAAGCAGGACUGGAGUUCGAGAUCCUGCCCAAGCGGGAAUGGGUGCAGCGGCUUCGCGAAUCCGAUCCGGACCCGGCCAAGAAUCCCACCAUCAAACUGCUGGAUUUCUUCACGGAGAAGUACGAUAACGAGAACCCCGGUCGAGCCGGGUUGAGCUUCGAGAUGGAGAAGACGGAGGCGGCGAGUCCGUCAUUGAGGGGAGGCGUUGAGUUGAUCGCGAACGGGCUGAUUCGAAAGUUUGUGGAUUCCUGGCGGGGGGAGUGGUGA